Pochonia chlamydosporia 170 is the source of this 939-nucleotide messenger RNA. RefSeq names its product fungal specific transcription factor domain-containing protein. NCBI's taxonomy places the organism in Eukaryota, Fungi, Ascomycota, Sordariomycetes, Hypocreales, Clavicipitaceae. The record is from RefSeq and is a predicted model, not a curated record. The transcript is spliced from 3 exons. Bases 1 to 939 code for a protein of 312 amino acids.
AUGGGCGUGGAGUUGGCUCCGCUGAGACUUGGUGAUGCCAUCUCUCAGGAUGGCCGAAGACUGGCACUGUCAGUUCCUUUGCUGCCAGUACAUCUACCCAUUCUCAACGACAGGAUGCCUAACCAGGAGCCGGGCGCCUUUCGAUUUCUGCACAUGUCACAUCCGAAUGACUCUGCUUCGUGGAAAGGUAAAGUCCGGUCCCACGCGGCCAAGAACGCUGUAGUCCGGCAAAAGAGAGUCGCCAACUAUCAAAGUACAAGGGUCAAAGCCGAUAACAAAAGAACCCCGGAAACAUCGUGUAUUGGAUCAAAUUCAUCUUCGCUUACGCGACCCUCUCGUCCGUUGACAUCACGCCGUACCCAUCGGACACUGACGGCCGACCCCUUUUGUUCCUUUGCUUUUGGAAUUUCCGCAGAGCAAUCGUUUCUGCUACAUCAUUUUGUGAAUAAUGUUGUUGGCAAAGCCUUCACCUGUCUCCCCUUUCGAACAGUGUCCGAUGAAGCUGCCUUUCGCAUGCGUCUGGGCUCGCUUUGGGUUCAAAUGUCCAUUGCAGACCCCGGUGUUCUUGCAUCCGUCCUUUUGAGUGCUUGUCGGCAUCUCGCAGAAUAUCAAGACAGCUACCGUGCCUUGAUCUUUGAAUACAGGGGCCGAUGCCUCGCGGAUAUUAACGACUCGCUAUCCCGGGAAGGCAGCAACAUUAGUGAUUUUACCAUUGUCAAAACACUUGCCGUUGCGUCGGAUUCGAUUGUGCAUGGAGAGAAAGAUGCGUCGAGAUGGCAUCUACAGGCAGCCACUGCCAUGGUGGCUAGCAGAGGAGGAGUUGAGGCGAUCGAGAGUCAUGGAUUUCUCGGAAAACUCGUCAUGUGGAUUCUCAAAGACCCAAUGCAACAGACUGGUGCACUUCUAACCCCUUCAUGUCUUGCAUCUGCAUUCCAUUAG